Messenger RNA from Myxocyprinus asiaticus (Chinese sucker), 2033 nucleotides. Its product is annotated as thrombomodulin-like. Gene Ontology annotation, molecular function: extracellular matrix binding; calcium ion binding; transmembrane signaling receptor activity. Gene Ontology annotation, cellular component: membrane; external side of plasma membrane; extracellular matrix. NCBI's taxonomy places the organism in Eukaryota, Metazoa, Chordata, Actinopteri, Cypriniformes, Catostomidae. Gene Ontology annotation, biological process: cell migration. The record is from RefSeq and is a predicted model, not a curated record. Bases 159 to 1793 code for a protein of 544 amino acids. The transcript has a single exon.
CAGAUAACACGAACUUCCUCUAAUUUUUUUAGACAUAGAUGUGGUUAUAAAUUAGGCUCGGCACAGUUCGAAGCAAUGGAACACCGUGGACGAAGCACUGGACACUUCUUAAACCCUUCGUAACUUCAAGAACAUCGUUGCAAAACGCAUCAGCAGAGAUGAGUGGGAUAAUAGGUAUAGCAAUGGCUCUCGUUAUCCUGAGUGUUCACGGGGAGAUCACGAAUAACGGGCAUUGUACGGGUGGCAGCUGCUUCACUAUCCACACGGACAAGGCGAAUUUCGCCGCAGCGCAACAAGUUUGUGAAAGUAAAGGCGGACAUUUGAUGACCGUUCGCAAGGACACGACGAGCGAUAUACUGGCGGAUUUACUGAACGCCGUUCCCGGAGACUUUUGGCUCGGACUGAGAUACGCCGGUGAUCGGUGUUCCAACUCAACUCUUGGGCUAAAGGGAUACAAAUGGAUCACCGGACACAACACAACUCAAUACAUCAACUGGAAAAGCAACCAGAUGGUCUGUUCCCCACAAUGUGUGUCAGUGUCAAAGAACGUUCUAAAAUGGAACGAAAGACAUUGUCGUGAGGAAAUUGACGGAUAUUUGUGCGAAUACAAGAAUGCCGACUACUGUGAUCCGUUGAGUUCGAGCCAACCAGUCUUAUAUGAAACGUUACUUGGAUUUAGGACAGAUGGGAAACUCAAGGAGGUUCCUGAUGGAACCAAUGGAACCAUUCUGCCGUUUGGAACGCGGUUUAUCUGUUUAUCCGGCACAUGGAUUGCAGCACCUUGGAAUUGUGAGGUGUUUGGUGGUGGUUGUGCUUAUAAGUGCAUAAAGAACGAACAAAUCAGCACGUGCACCUGCCCAAAAGGAUACAAAAUCGAGGACAACAAUGUCACUUGCACCAAAAAGUAUGAUCCAUGUUUGCUUGCAGAAUGUGAGCAUGAUUGCUCAAGAGUUGGCAACACAUCUGUGUGCAUCUGUCGCCAGGGGUUUGAACUGGAUGCAGAUAAGAAGACGUGCAAAGACAUAAACGAUUGCAUUGAUGAAAGUGUGUGUCAGGGUCAGAACGAGGAGUGUGUCAACACAAAAGGUAGCUUUGAGUGUCGAUGUAAGCUCGGGUUUGAGAGAGUGAAUGGCUUUUGCGUUGAUGUUGACGAAUGUUCUAUGUCUGGAUCUGUGAAAUGUGAUCACCAGUGCGUCAACGAUGAAGGUAGCUAUCACUGUGAAUGCUUCGAAGGAUACAUACAAUCAGCAAAAGACACAGGAGAAUGCAUUAAGAACUGUUCAUUUAAAUGCCCUGCAGAUUGCGACAUCAAUACUAGCGCCCAAUGUGCCUGUCCGGAUGGUUUCCUUCUUGAAGACGAACAAUUUUGCGUUGAUAUAGACGAAUGCGACAAUGGUGACUGUGACCAAGAAUGUAAAAAUACAGCUGGUGGGUUUGAAUGUUUUUGCCGUGACGGAUUCGAGCUUAUAGAUGAAUUAAAUUGUGUGAGAAAAGACUUUGGGGGUUUAGAUACCUCUUCGACUUUUGAUAUGUUUAUACCUACCAGCAGAUCCCCAACCGACCAGCCAGUGCUCCUCUCAGCUGGCAUCCUGUUGGCAAUAAUGAUUUGCACUGUUAUGUCUGUUCUUAUACUGGUGUGCCUCACUUACUACAUACUGAGACGUCGAAAUAAAAUGCACCAUUAUGAUGUAUACAAAGGCCAGUGUGACGUCAGCGGUUUUCAACAGGUGAUCAUUGAAAAGAACAGCGCAGAACUGUCUUUUCCAAGCAGGUAUUUAAAACAAGACACUUAAAAUCGGACUUCAUUCAUACUGUACAAUGAAAAUAGAAAAAGUAUGCCUAUUUAAGAUGUAUAGCCUACACAUUUUUAAAAAUAUACAUCAUUUUAACAGAAGAUUAUUUUUUAUGUAAACUUUAUUUAAUGAAAAAAAAAAAAAAAAAAACCUUAUUGCACACAUUUGAAGAAGUAUUCAAUGUCAGUAUUGCUGAAUGGUGUCAUAUGAAGAGAAUAAAUGUUUUGUUUAAAUAUUUAA